This is a messenger RNA of Salmo salar (Atlantic salmon), 2051 nucleotides long. RefSeq names its product tumor necrosis factor receptor superfamily member 5. Gene Ontology annotation, molecular function: tumor necrosis factor receptor activity; protein binding. Gene Ontology annotation, biological process: negative regulation of apoptotic process; immune response-regulating cell surface receptor signaling pathway. Gene Ontology annotation, cellular component: external side of plasma membrane; CD40 receptor complex; plasma membrane. The record is from RefSeq and is a predicted model, not a curated record. Lineage: Eukaryota; Metazoa; Chordata; Actinopteri; Salmoniformes; Salmonidae.
CAUCCACAUAAUAGAAAGAAGCUUAACAAAUGAUUUUGCAUUGUUUAAAGUUCACCAAUAUCAUUCAUGCAAAGUAAUGAGACGGUGUAAGUUUGCCUCCAGGAUAAUAUGGAAAAGUUGGCCUCAUGUAUAGGCUCUAAAAAAUAAAGAAGACCAAGGACAUCAAAAAUCCAUCAGAGUUUUUAAUGAACCCAGCAACGCCGAUACCAAAUACAUUUUUUGGAAGAAAAAAAAGUUAGCACAUUGGGAGAAGGAGAGAGAUGCUCACACAUUCAGCUUAUGUACCUAGGUCUACUGUCAAACUCACAUCAUUCAUACUAUACAUAUCAUAGAUUGCUUCAGCUGGAUAAACAUCACAGAAACACUUGCUUCCUAGAUUGCUUACCACACACUCACGCACCCACACAGAGAGAGAUACCUGACGUCACUGCAUACAGUGCAUAAAAUAAUCGGGGGAGAAAGGAGAAUGUGUUAAACACAAUGGACACUCAGUACAUCCAUAUGACAGUCAUCUGUCUUCUGUAUUUUUGGACUAUGGCUUUAGCAGCUGAUCAACAAUGCAAUGAUUCUUAUGAGAAAGAUGGCAAAUGUUGUGAACUUUGUCCACCAGGCAAAUUUGUGAAGAAGCAAUGCACAGCAAGCACCCAAACUGACUGUGGUGACUGCCCAGUGGGCUUCUACUCUGACUCCAAUGACCGCUUUGAGGACUGUCAACCAUGCCUCAAAUGCCAACACGUCUACACAAGAAUGUGCACCUCAACCGCAAAUGCAAACUGUUCGUGUGGCUCUGGUUUCCUGUGCUCAGACCACGUCUGCUCAAAAUGUGAAAAGGAAAAUAAAUGCCGCAAGGGGGAGGAACUGAAAAGGACAGGUUCCAGGGAGUACACUUGGAAAUGUGUCCCAUGUCCUAAUAACACAUACUCUGACACUGAACAUGGUCACUGCAAACUGUUGACACAGUGUGGUGCACAUGGACUUGAUGUGAUCUUCCCUGGGAACAAGACCCACAACUCAAAAUGUGGCAUACAUGCGACAGGACGCAAAGAGGACGGGAGUUCCAUUCAGCUGAUUCUGGCCAUUGGCUCCUUCUUCUUUACUGGCACCCUCUUGGUGUUCCUCACUCAACCCUGCAUCAGGAUAAUCAGACACAAGAAGCCUAAAGCCAUGAACUGCCCUGCUACAAGUAUUUCCAUCGCUUCCUCAGAUAUCUGCCCGCUGUCAAAGGAGGAGUGUGGCGGCCUGCUCAUCCAGCAGGCUUAAACCAAGGACCAUGCCAGCCAGAGUCUGCUGUCAAUAGAGAGCAUCUCCACUGUAUGAUCUGACAUGUGUUGCAGGAGUGCUUUUAUUUCAGAGAUAGCAUGGCAGCUAGUCCCAAGUGAACAAAUUCAAGUCUUCUACAGAAACAACGUGCACUAAGCCACCUAUAAUUCCCCUGUAUUUUGUAAUCUUGGUUAUCGCUUGCUUUCUUCAUUUGUGCAGUCUUUCGUCAACACUAAUUAUUAUUUCUACAGCCUUUCUUACUUUUUUUGCACAAUUAAUACAGUUUUUUCUUUACUAUUUCUUAAGAGUAAUAAUAAUACUCAUGUAAAUUACUGAUAACAUUUUAGUCAUUUAGCAGACGCUCUUAUCCAGAGCGACUUACAGUAUUGAAUACAUACAUUUCAUGCAUUUUUUGUUGUUGUUGUACUGCCCCCCCCGUGGGAAUCAAACGCACAACCCUGGCAUUGCGCAUGCCAUGCUCUACCAACUGAGCCACAGGGAAGAACAUUAACUGUUCUCUCAGCUAUGACAAAAACAUGUAGAGGCAUCUUCUAAUUCCUGAUAUCUUUCUUUUUUUAACAAGAACUGAACAAGUGAAAUCAAUGCAAUCAAUGUCAAAUUAAUGUAAGUUCCAUUAACAAUGUGUAGGCUACUGUGUCGAUUCACUUGAUUUUAUAAGUGGGUAUGAAAGCCUAUAAAAAGUGACCUUUAAAAAGGUGUUUCCCUGUACAGAUCAUAAAAAGGCUUAUUACUGUACUUUUUUGUUUAAGAAUAAAUUACAAUUUUUAUAA